This is a messenger RNA of Ilex paraguariensis (yerba mate), 405 nucleotides long. The record is from the annotation of a GenBank genome assembly. NCBI's taxonomy places the organism in Eukaryota, Viridiplantae, Streptophyta, Magnoliopsida, Aquifoliales, Aquifoliaceae.
AUGGGCGAGAAAGGAGCAAAGGGCACAAAAGGUGAGGAGCAAAGGAUGUUGGGGUGCCUAGGCGCUAGUGGUAGGGAACUGAGGGCGCUGGAGUCAAGAGGCGAGGCAUGCAAGCUACGGGAGGCGUGGGCUCUAGCGCGAGGGUGCGAAGGCAUUGACAUUGAAUGUUGGGCGCUAGCUGCUAAUGUUGGGCGUCUGGCUGUGGCUGCUGGCGUUGAGCACCUAGCUAGGGUGACAGUAGAAGGUGUGGAGCCACAUGGGAGUGGGCUUGGUUUGGGUGGAGAAUUCGGCAAUAAUGGAGGACCCAUCAUUUCAAGGCUUUGUGGCAAUAAAAUGCAAUCGUUUUAUAAAGUGGAGAAAAAGGUGGGGAACAAUGGUGACCACUUGAAAGAUUUGUUUGAAUAA